GAAUAAAAAGUGCAUUAUAAAAUUCAACAAGAUAACCUAAAAGUGAAAGUCUAUUCUAUUCUAUUUUUGUAUAUGGCAAUCCGAUAUUAGUCAUAUCAGUAAGCAGUGCCACCAACUACUACACCAACAGGCUAUAGUGGUACGGCCACGUAAAGAGAAGACCACCUGAUUACGUAGGAAAUUUGGCUCUGCAACUUUCCAUCCCCGGUCGAAGAUCGAGAGGGCGCCCCAAGACCAGAUGGCGGGACGUAGUGUCGAAAGACUUGAAAGAGUGCCAGGUGUCCGAGAGCGACGUCACGGAUAGAGCGAAGUGGAAAAGAAAAAUAAGGAACGCUGACCCCACCACCAUGUGGGAUGCAUAGUAGGAAAGAGAGAGUAAGCAGUGCCACCAACAUAACCAACAAAUCUGUCAGUAGCAACAACGUCUCUUUAACACUGACACUGACGCAGUGGGUGUGGCAAGCCACAAUAAUCCGAAAUACUACUUCUACCAGUGCUGUCAGUAAACAAAUCGAAAAAUGGAUAAAAGUAUGGAAUUAUUAUUGGCAAAACUGGAUGACAAAUUGAACCAGCAAACCAAAAUCAUAACAGUGUCAGUGACGCAAAAUGUUAUGGAAGCACUAGAUGAGCGAUUAUAAAUAAUAACGGAAGAAAAUACAAUGCUUAAAGAAAAAAUAUCAAUAUUAGAGCAGAAACUUAAGGUGAUUGAAAGGGAAAAAAGAAAAUUCAACUGAGUCUUUUUUGGCAUUACAGAAAUCGAAAAAUCUGAAGCGGUACUUGUAGACCAUGUCAAAGAUACAAUUCAAGAAUCAGGCACCCAUCUAAAUAGCCAGGAAAUUAGUAAUAUAUAUCGAAUUGGUAAGGAUAAAAAUGUCAAGAACCCUUAUGCCUUUUCCAUCAUAUAAUUUCAAUUUUCCCUUCCAUCUUAUCGUACUUUCCAUCACAUCACUAUGGAAAAAACACUUGAUUUUGAAAAACUAAUCAAAGACUACUAUACUAAAUAACGUUUACAAGAAAAGACAUGCCAGGAAGUGGACCUGGAUGUCGCCCGAUGGGACCUACCGUAAUGAAAUAGACUUCAUAACCAGUAAUCGACCCGAUUCCUUUAAAGAUAAUAGCGUAAUAAAUAACUUUAACUUCAAUAGUAACCAUCGCAUGGUCAGAGCUAUAUUAUCUGACAAACAGCAAAAGAAACAAAGGAAACACUUCCAUCAUGGGAAAAAUGUGGUGGACAGCCGAUAUAACGCCUCAGAACAUCACGACACCCGAAGAAAAACAUAAAACACAAGAAACUUACAACAGAGAAAUAAACAAUAUGUACUACAGAAAAACAACCAAGACAAAGAUAAACAAAUGUACACUAAGCCCUAAAACAAAGGAUCUCAUUCAAAAAAGAAAAGAACUACUCAUGAAUAGAAAAAGUAAAGCAACAUUAACGGAAAUUACUAAACUAAGCAAAGAAAUAGGCCGCAAUUUAAAACAAGACAAGUUGAAUAAAAGAAUCAAAAUCAUUCAAAAUCACAUUACUAAAACUGGGGGUAUUAAUAAAGCACUCAAAGAAAUAAGAGAAGUGACGUCAUGGGUCCAAAAAUUAAAAAAACAAAAACAACCAGGAAGAAACAAGAAGACAGCCAAUUUUAAAGAUAGCAACAGACGAUUACCGAAAACUAUACUCCACCGGAAACACCUUAAAAUUCAACGUAAACCUCUUUGAUUAAACGGAAGAUAUCCCUCCGAUUCUUGAAAGAGAAGUCCAACAUGCGAUUGAGACUCAGAAAAAUGGACCUGAUCAUAUAACUAAUGAGAUGAUGAAAGCAACAUUGUCAGAAACAACAUCAAAACUAACUAUCUUGUUUAAUCUUAUCCUAAAUACGGAAUACAUACCUUCACAAUGGACAUUAAGCUCAAUAAUACUCAUCUACUAGAAAGGAGACAGAUUUGACAUGGGAAAUUAUCGGCCAAUAAGUCUCAUGUCAAACUUAUACAAGGUGUUCUCGAAAAUAAUACUAAAACGCAUCACUACAAAACUCGAUGAACAACAGCCAAGAGAACAAGCUGGAUUUAGAUCGGGGUUUGCAACUAUAGACCUAUAGGUUUGCAACUAGAUAUACAUGUGGUAAAUCAGCUUGUUGAAAAAUGUCAGGAAUAUGAUUAUCCAAUAUACAUGGCGUUUGUGGAUUAUAUGAAAGCAUUCGACUGCCUAGAACAUCAUUUCAUUUGGGAAGCCCUGAAAAACCAAGGAAUAGAAAGCAAAUAUGUAAGGUUAAUAAAAAAGGUAUAUGCAAACAGCAAAGCACAAAUAAAAUUGGAAACAGAAGGAGAAAUUUUCUCCAUACACAGAGGAGUGAGGCAGGGAGACCCACUCUCUCCAAAACUUUUCUCCGCCGUGUUGGAGGAAGUCAUCAGGAAGAUGGAAUGGGAUAACUUAGAGAUUAACAUAAAUGGAACACGUUUGAAUCAUUUGAGAUUCGCGGACGAUAUUAUACUUAUAUCAGAUAAUGCAGAGUGCCUUAACAACAUGCUCCAAGAUUUGUCAAAUGAGAGCAAAAAGGUGGGCCUAAUAAUGAACAAAACAAAAACUAAAAUAAUAACAAAUAUAUCACAAAUAAGUGUCAGGAAGAAAUAGAAUAUGUAAAUUCCUAUAUAUAUCUCGGCCAACUUGUUGCUUUCAACAACCAUAUAGAUGCAGAAAUAGAAAGGCGGAUAGCCAAUGCCUGGAAACGGUUCUGGUCUCUCAAAGAAGUGCUAAAAAGUAAACAAUAUACUACUGCAAUGAAAAGGAAAGUGUACAACACAUGCAUAUUACCCAUCCUCACUUAUGGUUGCCAGACCUGGGCCAACACACAGAAACAAAGCCAAAAACUGACCACGUGCCAAAGAGCCAUGGAGAGGAGUAUGCUGGGCUUCACCAUAAAAGACAGAAAGAGAGCUAUAGAUUUAAGACAAAUCACGAGACUAGAAGAUGUCGUAGUCAAAACUAAAAAAACUUAAGUGGAGAUGCUCAGGCCACAGGAUGAGAGAGAGAGUAGGAAUAAAUGGACGAAAGAUAUUACCGAAUGGAACCCUAGAUUUCAAACAAAAAGGAAACGAGGAAGGCAAGGAAAACGUUGGUCUGAUGACAUAAAAAAGAAUGCAGACAGGGGACGUCGUCGCUCCAGGUCUCGUACCCGUGACCAGAAGGACCGAGGAGGCAGGAACCGCAAUGAGCACCGAGAGAGACAGUCCAAGUGGGACAACAAUGAUAGACUCACUCAGCAGCAAAACCUGCAGGCACAUAAUAAUAUGAUUAUGCAAGGAAAUCAAAUGAUGCAGUACAACAACAUGAUGCAGAACAUGCAAAACAUGCAAAAUCCCAUGAUGAACCAACCAAUGGACAUGCCAGGAAUGGCCCCCAUGAACUACCAGGCCAACAUGAUACAACAAAUGAUCAUGAUGAGCCCAACUGUGCAGAUGACCACCCAGUCUCUUUACUUCUCCAACGGAGUCGUACUCCCCAUGCUCCCUGGUACCACAGUCCCACCACGAAGGGACCCACUUCCCGGGUGCCGUACCAUCUUCAUUGGAGGCCUACCCCCUGGUAUAGCCAAAGAGACCGUUCGUGAAAUAUUUGAAAAGUUCGGUCCGGUCGACGAUGUGAAGUUGCAUAAGCAAGGAGUUUGUCAUGUGCGGUUCCAGAAGCCAGAAAGUGUGGAACACGCUUUCUUCAUAUCUGGAUGCCGUAUCAAGUUUUAUAAUCAGCAGGACAGCGAGGCUGCCACUAUUUUCAUUGAUUAUGCUUUGAACCGUGAGGAUCAGAAUGAACACGAAAAGAACAAACGCAAGAGGUCUCCCACUCCACCGCGUGUGGAACAGUUCAGUGCAAACACUCUUGUGGCUAUAGGGGAGAAGAUCAAAAGUGACAAUGAGUUCGCUGAGGCUGCACCAACCCUAGCAGCAUGGCUUGAACGUGGAGAAUGCAACAAGAAAAACGCGAACACCUUCUACACAUUAAUCCAAGCAGCCAACAACCAGCUCCGAAGACUCUUCAACGAGAAAAUGCAAAUAGAUGACGAGUACCAGACCCUGAAGAACAGUAUGAAGGACAAGUUCGGACAUAUUGUUACGCAGUUCGAGCAGGUAGCGAAAAUUCUGACGGCAGCUAAGAUUCAGCGGGUUUCCGACCAUUUCUCCAAACAGCAGCGCCGGAACAUUGAGAUGUGGCUCAAAAUGACUGAGGAAUUGGACAACAUCCGAGAGGAAUAUAAUUCUCUAUUUGAUGAAGAUGAAAAUGAAAAAGUGGGAUCGAAGAAUACGGUCCCCUUGGAAAAAUAUGAGCAGCUGAGAGUGGAAAAUGAAAACCUAUCCUAUGAGUUGGAAGGUUAUAAGAAUGAAGCUCAUUUGGCCAAGGACGAAGCUGAGAGAAAAUUCGAGAAGUUCAAGGCUCACUUCAUCGCUCAACAAGCUUUGCAGCAAAAUAAGCAGGUAUACCCACCACUACCGCCGCCGCCGAUGCCAAACCUGACCCUGGACACGCCCGUGAAGCCACAGCCCCCACCCCCACUACCUGACGACCAGAUCACAUCUUCAGAAGCAGUCAUUACUUCUUCCGAAGCCAAGCUCAUCAGUUUACUGUCAGCGUUCCUCAUGGUUCAUCCGCGAGGGGCGACAUUAGACUACCUAGCGUCAUACGUGAAAUCUUUAACCCCAGGGGUCACUCAGUCGACUGUUCUAGAAGUUCUGAAGAAGUAUAAUGAUGUCUUUCAACGUAAGACUACUGGAGUCGGCGCCUGUAUUGAACAUAAGUGGUGUUUUACCAUUUUUGAUAAUAUGAAAAUAGAUUAAUUGUGUGUAAUGAAUAAUGUCAAGGGUUUAGUGUGUAAUAAAUGAUUUUGGUGGACUAUGUA
This is a messenger RNA of Helicoverpa zea (corn earworm), 4883 nucleotides long. Its product is annotated as ecto-NOX disulfide-thiol exchanger 2-like. Gene Ontology annotation, cellular component: plasma membrane; external side of plasma membrane. Gene Ontology annotation, biological process: ultradian rhythm. The coding region runs from base 2998 to 4821 and encodes 607 amino acids. Lineage: Eukaryota; Metazoa; Arthropoda; Insecta; Lepidoptera; Noctuidae. Gene Ontology annotation, molecular function: RNA binding; protein-disulfide reductase activity. The record is from RefSeq and is a predicted model, not a curated record. The transcript is spliced from 10 exons.